This is a messenger RNA of Gossypium raimondii (Peruvian cotton), 1597 nucleotides long. RefSeq names its product F-box protein FBW2. NCBI's taxonomy places the organism in Eukaryota, Viridiplantae, Streptophyta, Magnoliopsida, Malvales, Malvaceae. Gene Ontology annotation, molecular function: protein binding. Bases 424 to 1386 code for a protein of 320 amino acids. The transcript has 4 exons. The record is from RefSeq and is a predicted model, not a curated record.
AAGACAAAACCCACAUUUGUGUUCAUUCAAUUAUUUACUUUUCCUUCACGUUUCCCUUUCUCUUUCUCUUUCUCUUUCCCAUUGUUUUGUUUUUGGGGGGGUUUUUGCUUCUUUUAUUUUCGCUUUGUUCUUUCUGUAGUCUUCUACUGCCGCUUAAAGCGCUCUCUCUCUCUCUCUCUCUACCUGUGCUUUCUUUCUGCUUUCUCUCUCUUUUUAACCUUUGUUUCUGGCGGAUAAACCGGGGUCUUUGCAGAUCCAGGGGAAAAAAAUCCCAACUUCUGUGCAACUCAGUUAGUAAUGUUAAUUAGGACAAAAUGAUGGGAUGUUCUUGGUUUUUCCCGUCUGAUCUGUAUUUCUGAGCAUAAGACCUCCUUCGGGUUUCGUACUUAGUUAUGCUUUAUCUGGAAAGGAAGCAGGGAUUAGAUGGGGGAGAAUAUUGAUUUCAGACGCUGGGAUGAAUUGAUACCGGAUGCCUUAGGGAUGAUUUUCAAGAAUCUUCCGCUCCAGGAAAUACUUACUGUUGUUCCGAGGGUCUGCAAGUCGUGGCGGAAAGCGGUUGCUGGACCGUACUGCUGGCAGGACAUUGACAUUGAACAAUGGAGCCAACAAUGCCGGCCUGAAACCCUUGAUCGAAUGCUUCAAAUGCUGAUAACUAGAAGCUCAGGUUCACUCCGAAAGCUUUGUGUUACUGGUCUCGCUAAUGACCAGAGCUUUUCACUCAUUGCAGAUAAUGCCAAAUCCCUUCAGACUUUACGGCUGCCAAGAAGUGAAAUAAGUGAUUCGAUAGUGGAACAGGUUGCUGGGAGGCUUUUUUCGGUGACUUUCUUGGAUGUUAGUUACUGCAGGAACAUCGGGGCUCCAGCCCUUGAAGCAAUUGGUAAGAACUGUAAGUUACUAAUGGGGUUGAGGAGAACAAUGCACCCAUUAGAGGUAAUUGACAAGCUGUCUCAAGACGAUGAGGCCUUUGCCAUUGCUACAACAAUGCCGAAGCUCAAGCAACUUGAGGUGGCAUACCUACUUAUUAGCACCGAAGCUGUGCUUAAGAUACUCGAAAAUUGCCCUGAGCUUGAAUUAUUGGAUGUGCGAGGAUGUUGGAACGUGAAGCUGGAUGAAAAUUAUAUCAAGAAAUUCACACGACUGAAAGUGGUCGGACCUCUUGUUGUCGAUUAUUUUGGGAUGAAAGGCUGCGAUGACUGUUCAAAUUAUUCAGGUUCCUCCGGUUACUUGGCCUGGGACUUCAUUGCCGGAAAUGUCGGUUCUGAUUACGAUGACGAAAUAUCAGAUGGGGAUUGGGAAGAUGACCAAAGCAUGGAAGAUGUCGAAAUGAGGUUCUACGAUGGAUUUGAUUUAGACAAUGCUGCCUUUGAUUGGCCCCUCUCUCCCUAAGGAUUUUUCCCAUCUUAUUUUCAUAACUGGCUUUGACAAUCUCUGUCGAUGCUUUUCCACCAUUAUUGAGUACCUCUUAGCUGCCACUUUGUUAUGUAUAAACAAAGCUUUUCCAUGAGUGUUUGUAAUAAAAAACCAGUAACAUGUAGCCAAAAAAGAAGAAGCUUUCUUUUAUAUAUAUUUUUAUGGUCCGGUAGUGCCCUUGCAAUAA